This is a messenger RNA of Manihot esculenta (cassava), 1035 nucleotides long. Its product is annotated as F-box/kelch-repeat protein At3g06240-like. The coding region runs from base 1 to 1035 and encodes 344 amino acids. The record is from RefSeq and is a predicted model, not a curated record. The transcript is spliced from 3 exons. Lineage: Eukaryota; Viridiplantae; Streptophyta; Magnoliopsida; Malpighiales; Euphorbiaceae.
AUGGCUGUUGAUUAUUUUCCCAAGCAUUUGGUGUUCAACAUCUUGUUCAAAUUACCCGUUAGAAGUGUUGUUAGAUUCAGGUUUGAAUAUUUGGCGGCUUUUUCUUUUCUUUGCAAUGAUACAUUUGACAUGUCUCCCCCACAAGAAAUUCCAUAUCCUCAUGAUAUAAUGGAAAAUUGCUCUUUCGUUGACAUCGUGGGUUCUUGCUGUAAUGGCGUAAUUUGCCUCCGUGAUGGAUAUUUCUUUGAGAAUUUGCUUGGGUUAUGGGGCUUUUUGCUUUUUCAGAUGCUACCUCAAUCCAAUCUUUCACAUCCUCCUCCUCCUCCUGAACCUUUUUCAUUGGAAAUUGUAGAAUUUGGAUUUGACUCCACAACAUGUGAUUACAAAGUACUCAGGAUUUUUGAGUAUUUGACUCAUGAUAACCAAUGUGAUUACCUGGCGGAGAUCUAUAGUCUGAGGGAUGAUACUUGGAGAAAACUUGAUGUCUCUCUGAAUUCUUGGGAGUUGCCUCGUUAUAAGUACGAAAAUGGCUACUCUGAGUAUAAUUAUGAUCAUAGAGCUCAUACGGGUGCAAAUGGUACAUUUCAUUGGUGCGCAAAAGAGAGAGACCAUAGUCGAGAUUUAAUUGUUUCUUUCGACUUGAGCAAUGAGGUUAUCAAAACAACAGCUCUACCAGAUGCUUUCAGUUCUCAUUUUUGGCGGACAAUUCUUUGCUUGAAUGAGCAUGUUGCUUUGUCUCUGUCUACUAAUCAUCAUGUGGAGUUGUGGGUAUUGCUUGAAUAUGGAGUUGAUGAGUCUUGGACUAAAUUAUUUACCGUAGCAUACCCAGAAUGUUUGGAGAUGUCUCUGCCAUUAGGAUUUUCAAGGAAGGGCGAGCUAUUUUUCUCAUCGUGGAAUCAACACUUGCUCGUAUGGAACCCUCCUGAAGAAACAAUUAGCCCUGUUCCUUUAGAAGGAGCAGUACAUACAAGCAAUUACUUGCAGGCUGUCCCUUACAUGGAGUCCCAUACUUCAUUGAAGGGUUGCAACAAAUGA